Molecule: messenger RNA, 4299 nt
Organism: Mytilus californianus (California mussel)
Lineage: Eukaryota; Metazoa; Mollusca; Bivalvia; Mytilida; Mytilidae
Product: dyslexia-associated protein KIAA0319-like protein
Exons: 29
Coding region: 115-3735 (1206 amino acids)
Cellular component (GO): plasma membrane; cytoplasmic vesicle
Source: RefSeq, a predicted model, not a curated record
GGUUUUAUCUUGGGUGACGUUAGAAAUUCUAUCAUCGUCAAGUUGUAAACUGUCACACGUACUAAAAGAUUUGUUUAGAAAUGGACAUACAGAUUUCUACUGACAAGUAUUAAGAUGUGUUAUGGAGGACAGGUAACCAGAACACCCUGUUACACUGUGGUAUCUGUGACCAUUUAUUUACUCCUAUCAGGUGUUCUCAGCGUUGAUAUUUGUCGUAAGGAUACCAGUACAGAAGAACUGACCUCAGCAUUACACCAAGGUGCCUUACCAGUAGGAGGUUUUCAAGCAGGGAACUUUUCAAAAGACACCAAAGCAACCAAACUUUCAACCUGUAUAUUAAGCUGCUGUAACCAGGACAAUUGUGACGCUGUCUUCUUCUUUCAUAAUCCUAAAAUAGAUUCAGUUACAUGUUAUCUGAUACAAUGUAAUAAGACAUACCCAGGAUCAUGUGAUCCAGGGCCAAAAGGCAACGCUACAAAUAAAACAUACUUUGUAAAUGUUCGAGAUGUUGUUUAUUCCCAGGGAGGAAGUACUCCUGCUCAGCGUGAGGGAUCUUGUAACAUACUGAGUGAGAAGUCUGGUUGUGAGGAGAAUGAAGAGUGUAGGUUAAAAGCUACAGUCUCAUCCUACGACACAGAAUGUGUCUGUAUCAAGGGAUACAAGUUUGACGAAAACAAGAAAUUAUGUGUAAAAGAGAAGAAGACCAAUAAGAUAUGUGAUCCCUCCAAGUCUGAGUGUGGAGACCAUGAGGAAUGUUAUGUACCCAGUAAUCUCAGUCCACAUCUUGGCAUCUGUGUGUGUAAUAAAGGGUACGAGAAAAAUGACAAAGGCGUCUGUUCUUCUGUCAUUCCUACAUCAUCACCUGUGCAUAACCAUCACAAGUCAAAAGUACAUCAUUGUGAAUAUGGACUUCAUCACCAAUGUGACCAUCACCAAGAGUGCUAUAUCCCUAAGCACUCACACAGUAGAACUGGUAUCUGUAGGUGUGAAAGUGGGUACCAGUUUGAUAGAGAUAAUAAAUGUGUUUCUAUAGUGACAACAAAAGAAGCCAACAUACCAAGUCAUAGAUCAACCUACUGUGAAUUUGGCUUACGUAAUCAGUGUGAUACAAAUGAGGAAUGCUUUAUUCCUGAAACUUCUCAUAGUCGUACAGGCUUCUGUGUCUGUAUUCGUGGCUAUGAACGCAAUGAGAAUUACACGUGUGUUGAUGUUUCAUUUGACUUAGACAAUACAACAGAUGCAAGUUUCAUACCUGAUCAUAAACCAACCCAGUGUGAAUAUGGAUUACAUGAUCAGUGUGAAUCAAAUGAAGAAUGUUUUAUCCCUGAAAAUUCACAUAGUAGAACAGGAAUCUGCAUCUGUAAUGAUGGCUUUGAACUUGGGAAUAAUUACACAUGUGUUAAUGUUUCGAUAGGUGAUUUAGAUAUCACAGCCUCCAAGAGGAAUAAAUCUGCAAAUUCUCCAACAACUACUACCACUACUGCACCAACCACUACUAUAAAAGUUACACCACUAACAGUAUCUGCAGGAGAAAAUAAAGUUAUCCAGCUACCUAUCAACGAAGUCACAUUAAAUGCUUACGUCAUCAGUAAAGAUGGGGAAGAGAAAAAGUUUGAUUAUGAGUGGUCUAUCACAUCAAUGCCUGAUGGAGCAGAAAUCGGUACAAUGGUUGGAAAAAACACAGACACACUCAAAUUGUCAAAGUUAAUAGAAGGGCUGUACACAUUUACACUCCAUGUUAAAGGGCCCCACCAAUCAGGAGAAGCCUAUGUUAACGUUACAGUAUUAAAAGCUGCCAGACAAAAUACACCACCUGUAGCAGUAAUCAAACCAAUGAACCAAGAGGUUAAACUCCCUAACUCAGCCAUACUUGACGGUUCAGAUAGUAAAGAUGAUGAUAAAAUAGUGAAGUAUCACUGGGAGGAGAAAAGUGGUCCAUUACAAGGUCAACAUCUACAGGAUGAUACAGCCAUGUUGACCUUGAAAGAUCUGGCUCCAGGAGUUUACAUGUUUGAACUAACAGUUACAGAUUCAGAUGGUGCCAGCAACUCUACAGUAGCAAAUGUAACAGUGAUUAAAGAGACGGAUUAUCCACCCAAAGCUAAUGCAGGAUCUGAUGUAGUUAUCCAUCUUCCACAGAACUCAGUUAUACUUAACGGAAACCUCAGUACAGAUGAUAAAGGCAUAGCAGAGUAUGAAUGGAUAAAGGCAGCUGAUGACAAACUGACAGCUGACAUGACGGGUGUGCGGUCAGAGUUUUUACAUUUAUCUAACUUACAAGAAGGUGACUAUACCUUUACAUUAAAAGUGACAGAUGCAGCAGGGCAGACAUCAUCGGCAGAAGUACAUGUGUUUGUCAAACCAGAUGUGAAUCAUCCUCCCAAAGCCGAUGCUGGUGGAACAAAGACUGUUUAUCUCCCCUUGGAUGGUAUUGUCCUAGAUGCUUCCAACAGCACAGACGACAAAGGAAUCACUCAUUAUAACUGGGAACAAAUCCGUGGAGUCGCAGGAAGUAGAUUAGACAUAAAAGACCCAAAAUCAGCUGUAACCAAGGCAACAGGGACUGUAAAAGUUGGAAAAUAUAUAUUUGUAUUGACUGUGAAAGACAUUGAAGGAACAAGUUCUGUAAUCAACCAUAUAGUAAAUGUGAAGGAACAUCCUAACUCUAAACCGGUGGCUAAUGCAGGAGAGGAUCAGAUCUUAAUGUUGCCGAUUGAUAUUGUAAAACUAGACGGGUCCAAAUCAUCUGAUGAUAAAGGAAUUGUUAAGUACAGUUGGACCAGGGACCCAACAAGUCUGGCAGCUGGGGAUCCUUUAAAUGGUUCAGAUCACAAGGCAGUAUUACAGUUAGUUAAUAUGGUGUCAGGACGUUACACGUUCAAGUUGACUGUUUUAGAUGCAGAGGGUCUGUCCUCCAGUGAUUCUGCAUCUGUUCUCAUCAGAGAUGAUCCUCAUGAAGAAGAUAUGAUAGAAUUAGAUAUAGAUACAGAUAUCAGGCAGUUCACCGAGAAAGAUAAAGAAAAUCUACAGAGUCAGUUAUUGUUAAUGUUACCCAAAAAAUCUGACAGUGAUAAAACGGAGGUAGUUCUGGAUCAUUUAGAGGAAGAGACGUCAAGUUCAUUGAUGAAGGUGUAUUUCCAUGUGGAGGAUCAUGACAGAGAUGCUGUAGAAAUCAGAAAUGGUGCAGAAACUAAAAAGUUAUUGAGUGAGAAACUGAGAUCUGCUGGCAAUCAAAUACUCAGCUAUCAAGUUAUAAAUAUAGAUACAAUUAUUUGUCAAAACAAUUGCUCAGGUCAUGGUCACUGUGGUAAAAAGAAUAGAAACUGUAUCUGUGAUGCUUUCUGGAUGGAAAAUUUCUUAAAAACUUUAAUAUUACAUGAUGAAAGCAAUUGUGAUUGGAGUAUAUUAUAUUUUAUUAUCGUUACAUUCCUUAUAGUGGUAGCCAUCACAGCAAUAGUGUGGGGUUUUAUUUGUUGGUGUAAAAAUAGAAGAUGUAGGUUUAGGUGGCGGACGAAAAAAAGACACAGGUAUUCUCUGUUAAAAGACAGUGAAUAUAAAGAUGAAAUCAAACUUCUUCCUAAAGGUAAAACACAGAACAGCAGUGUGAUGAUCUCAGAAUCUGAUUUCUCAAGCGAAGAAGAAACAUUAUUUGUCAAUCACAAGAAAAAUGGCUUUGUCAAGAAAGCACCAAAUGGCAUAUCUAAACAGCAUUUGAAAAACAAGCUUAAAGCUUGAAAUUAGGGGGUGUUGUGUUAGGGGAGAUAAUUUGUUAAUGUUUUAAUUAUCUCCCUUGAAGAUAUCUUUACUGUUUGUAACUUUUCAACAAGGGUGAUGGUAAAUCAUUCAUAUGUUUUCAAAAUGUUUCCCAUUUAGUAUUGGGUAUGAGUUUAAAAAGUUCACAGCUCUCAACUUUCUUUAUGUUAAAUAACUUUACUUGUUUAUAAAUGACACCUCAUAUUGAACUUUGUCAGGAAAUAUACAUAAACAAAUUUCAGGAAAUCCUAGACUUUGUUUUACCAAUGUUGUAAUCAUUGCUGAUUCAUACCAUGCCUUUUCACAAUUUCUAUUUCAAAUUUCCACUAUGAUUAAAUUUUUGUACAUUGAAAAUAAAACUUAAACACAAAUAUGUUUGUUAAGAUCAAAUCUAGUGACACUGUUCAUUGUUACAGAGAAAAACAUAAUGAAUAUUGAAAAUGACAUAAAAAUAAUAAUCCAAUUGUGUGUCAUUAUAUCUGUAUGAGAAAUUAACCAUUAAUACACAAUGUUGUUUUGUCAAAAAUAAAUACAUGUAUAACUAUA